CCUUCCCUCCCAGCUCAUUCCUGUCACCCAUCAUUUUUUUGUCCCCCCCAACAUUCAUAAGACGGGCAAGCGAACCACUCUCCCACAAACAGAAGCUCAUUUUCACGAGUUUACGAUCCUACCCGGCCCCCAUUGACUGUCGUUUGAAAGCAAACGCCCACGACGACUGCCCAACACCGCGAGACGCCGAGUCCCCAUCUUCAAAAUCUUGCGACCCCGCGCUUGCCUGCCCCUGGAUUUUCAAACACGCCCCUCCUCCCUCCUCCCUCCUCGGCUUCAACCAGCAGCCACAGCGAGCGCUCGAAACUACCAGCCCUCCCUCCACCCACGUCGCCUAAAAACCCUCGAGUAAAGUCACCAUGGCGGAGAAACCGUCGGUGUUGAUCAUCGGCGGUCUCGGCUACAUUGGCCGGUUCCUGGCCCUCCACAUCCACGAGAACAACCUCGCGUCCGACGUGCGCAUCGUCGACAAGGUGCUCCCGCAGCUGGCAUGGCUUCCGCCCGACUUUGAGGAGGCUUGCGCCGGACCCAAGUUUGUGCAGGCCGAUGCGAGCAGAGAGCAAUCCCUCCCCAGGAUAUUCGACCGCGCCGACGGGAAAACGUGGGACUAUGUGUUCAACUGCGGCGGCGAGACGCGCUACUCGCAGGAGGACGAAGUGUACAAGCUGCGGUCGCUCAACCUCUCGCUCACGGUGGGCCGGGAGGCGGCCAAGCGGGGCGUGAAGUGCUUCGUCGAGCUGAGCACGGGGAUGGUCUACAAGCCUGACUCGGUUCCGAGCAAGGAGAACGACAAGCUGAAGCCGUGGAGCAAAAUUGCCGUCUUCAAGCUGCAGGCGGAAGAGGAGCUAGCAAAGAUCGAGGGGUUAAACCUUGCCGUCGUACGGCUGCCGCACAUCUAUGGGCCCUACGCGUCGCAGUGGGUCGCGACGGCGCUGUGCAUGGCGCGCGUGUACAAGGCGCUCGAGUCCGAGAUGAAGUGGCUGUGGACCAAGGAUCUGCGCACGAACACAGCGCACAUCGACGACGCGGUGCGCGCGCUGUGGGCCGUCGCCGGCUGGUAUGUCGCCGGCAAGGACAAGUGGGAUGCCAAGACGAUGGGCAACCCGGCCCCGACUUUCAACGUGGUUGACAAGGGCGCCACAACGCAGGGCGCCAUGGCCGACAUCAUCGGUGAGGUGUUCGGCAUCGAGACCGGCUUCCAGGGGCAGCUCAUCAGCACCUUCGCCAAGCUCAACCUGGACAGCGUCGUCGAUGACGUGAACGAUGAGCUACUAGGCCCGUGGGCCGAUCUGCUUGCGGAGGCUGACAUCACGAGGCCGGGGCCGCUAACGCCGUUCAUGGAGAGGGAGUUGCUUAAGGACACAGACCUCAGCAUGGACGGUUCGAGGUUAGAGGAGGUGGUUGGGUUCACGUACGAGAAGCCCAAGAUCACCAAGGAGCUGGUGGAGGAGGUGAUUGAGAGCUACAAGAAGAUGAAGUGGUGGCCUUGAUGCGCCUUUAUUGGCGGGGUAGAUAGGGGGUUUGCUGGUCAUCGGUUUCGGUCGGGGAUACACAGCGGGGCGGACAAGGCGCCGAGAGUCAUGAUGCGGGGGUCAGAGACGGGACUAAUGUGGAUAAGAAAACCUCCGGACCACGCGGAGAGACGUUGUGUAAUACUAGGAUAUCCUAUUUCGACUAAUAAUACAAUGACGAAGUGCUUCAAG
Messenger RNA from Chaetomium fimeti, 1703 nucleotides. RefSeq lists its product as uncharacterized. Lineage: Eukaryota; Fungi; Ascomycota; Sordariomycetes; Sordariales; Chaetomiaceae. The record is from RefSeq and is a predicted model, not a curated record. The transcript has 3 exons. The coding region runs from base 360 to 1490 and encodes 376 amino acids.